Plutella xylostella (diamondback moth) is the source of this 3215-nucleotide messenger RNA. The record is from RefSeq and is a predicted model, not a curated record. Lineage: Eukaryota; Metazoa; Arthropoda; Insecta; Lepidoptera; Plutellidae.
ACUCAGAGGGCGAGGCGGGCGGCUCGCUGUCGGCGGAGGCGCUGGCGGCGCAGGUGGCCCGCUUCAAGCGAGUGUCACUACGCAAGCUGCGCGCCUGGCGCUCCUGAGUGUGGCAGGUCUUCCAGCGUCUGGGCACUCGUCUGAGCGCGCACCGCGCCUCUCUCUCGACCUCCUACGGGUCGCUGUGGGAGAUCUUCCGUCCUGAGGCUCCUCGUCAGCAGCCGCAGCCGCAGCCGCAGCCAGCCAGGUCGCCUGUGAGGCUGGCCAGCCAUUUGCUGCAGGUAAUUCAGGAGACAGUGUUCUCCAAAAAGUUCGAGGAGUCUCCCAAAAGGUGCCCGCUAGUGAAAGAAGAAUCAGACUUGACCUGUUCAGAUGAAGAGGAAGACAGAAACGACAAGAGAAUUGCCAAUUUAAUAGAUUUUUUUUUUACCAUUGUGAAAAGUCAAAAGAAUGAAGACCACAGGAAGGGAAGUGGCGGCAGUUGCUUCAAAAGUGAAGCGAGUCCCACAGAAGAAGUUCAUAACUACGUGCCUAGAGUCAAUAAAGAACUAGAGGAAAAGAUGGAAACGCUUAUAGAGUUUUUAGCCACAACAGGAUGCAUAGACGCUGAAGGAGAUGCGAGCAAAGAUGAAAAGAAAAUCACACUUAUGGAGUUCUUAUUCGGGCCCGAAGACCGUAAAGAAGCUAAACCUAUAGUCGAAAUAAACUUUCAAAAAGAUAAAAACUGUAUCAGCUUAUCUGAUUCUAACAUGGACGUGAAAGGUCUGUCGUAUAUUGAUGAGACACCAGGAGAAGAUACCAAUGAGACACUGGUCGAAAUGUUACUCAAAUACAUGGAAAAUUACAAUAGCACAGACAAAUAUCACGAAACCACCAAAUCUAUGUCCGUGACACCUUCUUUGUCGGAAAAAUCCAAAUCAGAUAUAACUAUUAGUAGAUUAGAGACCUGUAGUGAUAUGAGCAAAACUAAAUCAGAUUCGUCUUUAGCUAGAACCAUAGACACAGUAAUAGAUAGAUUCGAUGAUAUGAAAUCGGAUAAGUUCGUGGAAUCGCGGCGAAUAUCCGAAACUUUCGUAGACCUGAGCCAUGUGAAAGACGAUUUGGAAAGUAUAUUAAUGGAUGCGACACAAACAGUUUGCGAAUUGAAACAGAUACCAGUGCCUGAAGACGAUACUAUGACGGAUCAAGAAGAUGUUGAGAACUUUGCAGCUUACACCAAACCAGCUCCUUUAUAUGCGCAAUAUUUACCGUACAGCUUCGAAUUAUCAGAUAUUCUUGAAGAAGAUGAGCCAUCUUCAAGAGAUAUAGAAAGAAGGUUAUCUAAAGACGACAGGGUCAUUUACGCGAGACAUCUAGCAGUAGAUGUCAUAAGAGACAUUGAAAAUAAAAUUCAAACGUACUCGUUCGAUGAGGACAGUUCAGAAACAUCUUCAGAGUCAGAAUACAGCCAAGGGAGGGAGUGCAAUUUGAAAAGGUCGUCCAUAAGCCUGAUAGAUCUUCGAAACAUACCCGAUCUGCCUCCGAGCAUGAUGAUGAAGCCCAAAGUUGAGAGGAUCGAUAAAUCGACGUCCACCACAGAAAUAUCGGAAUCUAUUUCGGACAUAUCAAGAAGAAUCGACUCGGCUUGCAUGACUGACGAUACAACACUCUCAUCUAGUUCAGGGAAAACCGAACGAGCGUUAGAAAAAAUGGAGUCUUUACACAAGAUUUUCUCCAAAUCACGUCUAGAAAUUAUAGAUGAGAGUUUAGAAGACAAUGCGGAUAGGAACAAGGCACAUCAUGCCCAGGUGUUUCUUGAUUCUGACACGUUUGAAUCGAGAAAUAUGGAUUCUAAAGCCGGUCAGGCUAGUCUGGACGACGUAGAAGAUUUGUUAGACGAUAACGAUAAUGGAAGAAAUAUGGUUGAUGAAGACAGCGUCUCUGUAUGAAUAUGAACUGUCCAAUGAUUUCAAAAGUAAGGAUACGCCCGUCAGAACGUUUUGUCUAAAGAAAAUGACACCCGCGCGUUGGCCAUAAUUCAUACAAAUGAUGACAGAUUUAUGAGAUUUUAGGACCAACGCGAUGGUGUCAUUUUCUAGAGCGGUUGGGCCUGUCCUUACGCUAGUAAUAUACUAUAAGUCAAUGGAACUGUCGCAGAUUUUAUGACAAAGCUUGCUAGUAUGAACAAUACAUAGACCUAUUAUACGAGUAUAGGUAUUUGCACCUCUGUUAUUGGUAUUAGGUAAUUCAAUAAGGAUGACUUUUUCAUUCCAUGACGACUUUUAUACAGUCAUGUUUUUGAAUGCUGUAUCUAUCAUUUGUACAGACAGAGGCAAAUAAACCUGACCCCAGUCCGUGACUGUAUAGUAUUGUUAUCACAAGAAACGUUCUCGAGAUGAGAUUGCAAUGUUUUCUAUACAAACGGAGGUACAGAUUUUUUUUACAUCUAACUGUAUCAAUUAAUCAUAGAAAAUGUUAUUACGGUUUUCUUACACGGUCACGCAUCGUGUUUUCAGUAGAUGGUUAUGUGCAUUAAUGUCCCAUCCUAUAGUAUUCUUAUAAAUCGUACAUCUAAUUAUUUACAAGGGGCGACGAACGUGAAAAAAUUACUUACUACAUUUUUCUGUAAGAAGUUCUUAUUUUUUUUUGUCGAUAAGUAUAAUAAUUAUUUUUUUUGUAUUGCAUGAGUGAUGAAGAUGACGACUUCAAUAUUUUUUUACUUAAGUAUCUUUUACUGAAAUAAUUUACUUGUCUACAUAUUAAGUAAGUAGAUUAUCUUCUUGAGAAUCGUAUCUUUAGAAUCGUCAAUAAACAUGGUUAUUCUAAAAAAGAAACCAAAUAGUGAGAUUUUAUUAUAAUAAUAAUAUUAAGUAAGUAAUUAAUUAUAAUAGGAAAAUGUUAAUUGAAGGUAAAUUAGAAAAAUGACUCUUAAAAUUCUAAUGAUAAUAUUUUAUGUGCGUGAAAAUAUAGAAAUGCAUCUAUUUAUCAAAAGUUGGAUUUAUAUUGUCAUGCAAAAAACUACCUAACUAAGUAAAUAUUAGAGAAUUUUAUACUAUGUAUUAAAUAAUAUCAUUAUAGAUAAAUAUUUAAUGUUUAAAUUAAAUUUAUAGCAUCGUAUGGUAAUGUUAAAUUUGUAGCCCUUUUUCUAUAACUUAUUAGUCGCCUACCUAAUUUACCUACUAAUAAUUUUGUACAGUAAAGGACAGAUAAAAGUAUCCAAGCCCAAUGUAAACAGU